GCGAGCCCUGUUCGGAGCAGCUUCGGAGCAAAAGGAGUUUGGUGAGAAUUGGCGAUUUUGCAUGGUGCAAAGAUCCACAAUCGCGGGGCGCAGAUGUGAGCUGCUCGGAGGCCUCGGCUCAUUGGCCUGCCGUUUGCUUGCACCUCGUUUUCUCAUCGAAGGACGAGAAGAAGCCCUAUGUGGUGCAGCUUGUCCGGCCAACCAUCCCCGAGCAACAAACUGCUGUGCAGCGUGUAAGACAGCGAGAUGUGGUGCCGUGGGAGGACGCUGUGCUCAAUGCGAGCAUUGAGAGACUCUCCAAGGGGCGCAAGCGCAAGCGCGCCGUUGAUUUGGCGGGCGCUUUGCGACUGGCAGGAGCGGCUGGAGCCAAUCUCACGCCCGCCAUGACGUCUUUGAGCAUGAUGAGGAAGUCCAGCCCCAGAUGCGUGAAACCUUCGGACUCACUAGGCGCCAGAGGUGUCUGGUGGAUGUCACCACUUCGCCGUCGAUCUCCUGCGGGAUCACUGAAGCAAAGACCCAAGAGAAUGCCGGGCCUUGAUGCCUCUAAGCGUCGAAAGAGAGCCGCAUCAGCAAACCUCGAGAUUUUGCGACGCGAGCUUGAUGUAGCCAGCCGGUAUGAGAAAGAGUUGCAAGCAAGGCUGCAGGAGUUGAAGAAUGCCGCCUGA
Molecule: messenger RNA, 665 nt
Organism: Symbiodinium necroappetens
Lineage: Eukaryota; Dinophyceae; Suessiales; Symbiodiniaceae
Source: the annotation of a GenBank genome assembly